Molecule: messenger RNA, 3079 nt
Organism: Camelus dromedarius (Arabian camel)
Lineage: Eukaryota; Metazoa; Chordata; Mammalia; Artiodactyla; Camelidae
Gene: TTYH2
Product: tweety family member 2
Exons: 14
Coding region: 40-1644 (534 amino acids)
Cellular component (GO): plasma membrane
Molecular function (GO): intracellularly calcium-gated chloride channel activity; volume-sensitive chloride channel activity
Source: RefSeq, a predicted model, not a curated record
GUGGCAGCGGCGGCCGCAGCGGGCGCACUCUGCCGAGCCAUGUCGGCGGCGCGCGUGGAGUACAUCGCGCCCUGGUGGGUGGUGUGGCUGCACAGCGUCCCGCACCUCGGCCUGCGCCUGCAGCCGGUAGACAGCACCUUCAGGCCGCGCGAUGAGAGUUACCAGGAGUCACUGCUGUUCUUGGGGCUGGUGGUCACCGUCUGCCUGGGCCUGAACCUCAUCUUCCUCGCGGCUUACCUGGUCUGCGCGUGCUGCUGCGGGCAGGAUGGUGCGGUGCAGACCAAGAGGCGCCACUCCUGCUGCGUCACCUGGACGGCCGUGCUGGCUGGGCUCAUCUGCUGUGCUGCGGUGGGCGUUGGUUUCUAUGGAAACAGCGAGACGAACGAUGGGGUGUACCAGCUGAUCUACUCCUUGGACAACGCCAACCACACCUUCUCUGGGAUCGAUGCGCUGGUGUCUGGAACCACCCAGAAGAUGAAGGUGGACCUCGAGCAGCACCUGGCUCGGCUCAGUGAGAUCUUCGCCGCCCGGGGCGAUUACCUCCAGACACUGAAGUUCGUGCAGCAGAUGGCGGGCAACAUCCUCAGCCAGAUGUUAGGGGUGCCCACGUGGAGGGAGGUCACCUCAGAGCUGACCCAGCUGGCCGACCAGACUGGCUACGCGGAGUAUUACAGAUGGCUCUCUUACCUCCUGCUCUUCGUCCUGGACCUGGCCAUCUGCCUCCUCGCCUGCCUGGGACUGGCCAAGCGCUCCAGGUGUCUCCUGGCCUCGAUGCUGUGCUGCGGGCUGCUGGCCCUGCUCCUCAGUUGGGCGUCUCUGGCCGCCGACGCCGCAGCAGCGGUGGGCACCAGCGACUUCUGCACGGCUCCGGACACUUUCAUCCUGAACGUCACGGAGGGCCAGGUCCACACAGAGGUGACCCGUUACUACCUGUAUUGCAGUCAGAGCGUAAGCAGCCCCUUCCAGCAGGCACUGACCGUCUUCCAGCGCUCGCUGACCACCAUGCAGAUCCAGGUGGCAGGACUGUUGCAGUUUGCCGUGCCCCUCUACCCCACGGCAGAAAAAGAUCUGCUCGAAAUCCAGCUCCUGUUGAACUCAUCCGAGUCCAGCCUUCACCAGCUGACGGCCAUGCUGGACUGCCGAGGGCUGCACAAGGACUACCUGGACGCCCUCGCUGGCAUCUGCUACGACGGCAUCGAGGGUCUGCUCUACCUCGGCCUCUUCUCCCUCCUGGCCGCGCUGGCCUUCUCCACCAUGGUCUGCGUGGGGCCGCGGGCCUGGAAGCACUUUGCCACCAGGGACAGAGACUAUGACGACAUCGAUGAUGACGACCCCUUCAACCCCCAGGCCCGGCGCAUCGCCGCCCACAACCCGCCUAGGGGGCAGCUUCGCAGCUUCUGCAGCUACAGCAGCGGCCUGGGCAGCCAGACCAGCCUGCAGCCCCCGGCCCAGACCAUCUCCAACGCCCCCGUCUCGGAGUACAUGAACCAAGCCGUGCUCUUCGGUGGGAACCCCCGCUACGAGAAUGUGCCACUCAUCGGAAGAGGCUCCCCUCCGCCCACGUACUCUCCCAGCAUGAGGGCCACCUACCUGUCCGUGGCAGAUGAACACCUGAGGCACUACGGGACCGAGUUUCCAGCCUAACACACUUUCAGGGACUCCUGCCUCCUUGAUCCGUUUUUGUUUUUAAUUCAUGCAAACGCAAGCUGUGUUUCUUUAAUAGAAACCAAAGGCAUCUGGAGACUGUGUGCAGGGUUGGAAGACUGUGUGCCGACUGCAGGGUUGGAAGGCUCCUGCUGGCCCAAAGGCGUGGCCAAGAUUCAGGGAGAAUCAGCGUGGGACUGGCUGAGCCGCCCGGGCAGACAGAAGACCCACGACUUGGACCAGCUUCUCCCACCUCUGGCCUCCUCUUCCACCGGAAAUGCUCCCAGGUGCUUGGCCACCCCUAAGCUGGGAGCCUGGUUCAGCUCACCCCUACAUCCCACUGUCACCAAGUGGGGAGCGGCAGGAAGGAGGGACCAGGUCAGGUUCAAGGGUCCCAUUACCAGGGCUGUGCCUCCUGCUAGCACAGCCAGAAGCCCAGGUGGCCACCCUGAGUCGCCCCUCUCCUCCUGGCUGCACAGAGGGGUAGCAUUUCCCUGCAGGAGAAGGUGGAAGGGCUGGUCAGGAGAUGCUUUUAUAGGAGGCGGCAUCCCUGAUGAGACCCGACACGGUCCACAUCAGUCUCCCAGGGCCAGGUGGACUCUCCCUGGGCCACCAAGGGAAAGCGCUGGAGGGCUCCACCUAGGAGGCUAGUGGCUCCAGGGCUGGGGGACCACAUCCUCGUGCCUGGUGGGCUUCCUGGUGGUGGCGGACCUGUCUUUCUUCGACCCUCUGCCUCCUCACCUCCAUUCCAGAAUCCAUGCUGUGAGUUUGCUCACUACAGAUACAGACGGUCUCAGGUAUUCACAGACACUUUGGAAGUGACUAACACUUUUUUCCCCCGGUGUUUUAAAUAUUUUGAUUAUCCAAAGAAUUGAAACUCAUCGCACAUCCAGUUUUUACAAUAGCUGCGGGGCUCACCCCUUCCACCUGAUUUGUCUACCAUUACAUCACAGGUUUUGCUGACAGCAGCCAGCUCUUUACUGAUCUGGAGGUGGGGAAAAGGGGAUUUUUAAGCAAAAUAACGAUCAGUGAGACAUCCUGUCCCAAGCUGCUGAUUGCUGGGCAUGUGGGUUCCUCCCACUCGGAGGGAGGCUUUUUAAGAGAGGAAAGUCUGUAAGACGGAAAACUCCGUGAACAGAGUCUGAUCCAGGGGACUAGCAGAAUGCACAGGUCAGCUCUUCCCUCUCUUUUGUCUUAGAGCAAGUUUGCCGUAAAAGGUUUUAGCAAAGUGGGCCGGCUGUUUAUUGAUGUGCACACAGGCAUCUUCCCUCCCUCGCCAACCCCCCCCCCACCCCACUGUCCAGGACCGCUGACCUGCACCUGCUGGGUGAGGAGGAGCCUGUUGAUCAGGAGAAAAUAAUGACCCACCAUCCUUUCCGCCAAGGAUCCAGGGUUAGGGUCUCUGGUGCUCCCAACCUCCUGCCAACAAAAAGAA